Magnolia sinica is the source of this 4111-nucleotide messenger RNA. Its product is annotated as DENN domain and WD repeat-containing protein SCD1. Gene Ontology annotation, molecular function: protein binding. Gene Ontology annotation, cellular component: cytoplasmic vesicle. Gene Ontology annotation, biological process: regulation of Rab protein signal transduction. The record is from RefSeq and is a predicted model, not a curated record. Lineage: Eukaryota; Viridiplantae; Streptophyta; Magnoliopsida; Magnoliales; Magnoliaceae. Bases 197 to 3847 code for a protein of 1216 amino acids. The transcript is spliced from 31 exons.
AAAUCUCAUAUUUACCAUUUCCACCCCUCCCUCUCCUCCUCUUCCAUAUCACCCCAAUUUCGACAUCCCAUGAGCAAAUGAGACGAAGAAGGACCCCACAUUUAUAAAAUUCAACAGAUCUAAUACCUGAGAUCUGUAAAUCUUACUUAUUUUUCUCUUCUCAUUCUGCCAUUAGAGGAGGAGGGUCCGAGAAGAAAUGGCUCGGGUCUUCGAGUAUUUCGUCAUUUGUGGUAUCGGACCGGAGAUCCGUUCCCUCGAUGGAAUCAAGGGAUUUCAAGGAACAGGCGUCAUGUACACGCCUUUCUUCCUCGACCAGUUCCCUCCUACCAAUAAAGCUCUAUACCCUCCGCCGCCGCCUCAGCUACCCACCUGUGUUCUGCCAGCAGGUGUGGAAUUCUAUUCUUCGGGGCUUGACCUUAAUGACGUCUCAACAUACCCACGAAGCUAUCCAAUAGUUUUAACUGAGGGAGAUGGCUCGAAAAUCUAUGUUAGCUGCAUUGCUUUUCGUGAUCCAGUUAGUGAGGACAUUGCUGAUGCAUAUCGCAUUCCACCGAAUUCCUUUGCUGAUAAAUGCAUUUGUCUGGUUUCACGUUCUCCCAGUUUUUUUGUCCUUCGGGACGCACUGGAAGAAUUGUUUACUCUUUGCUUUUCCCCUACUGGGAGCAGCAAGCCGUUAUGGGAAAUCAUAGCACAUAUGGUGAUGAAUGUUCCCUUGCCUACUCCUGGAAGGGAUCGUGUUCUAUUUGCUAUUGAGAACUGCCUUCUUUCUGUGGAUGUUCCACCAAAGGAAGGACUCCCGCAUGCUGAUAUAUCAUUUCAGCCAAUUGUGCAGUGCCUGGAUGUUGACAACUUAAUUAAGCUUUUUACUGCCGUGUUGCUCGAAAGACGGGUUCUGCUCCGGUCAAAUAAGUAUUCCCUUUUAACUCUAGUAUCAGAGGCCAUCUGCCAUUUAAUAUACCCAUUCAGGUGGCAGCAUGUCUACAUUCCACUGCUAUUUUUCAGUGGAGUAGACUACAUUGAUGCUCCUACGCCGUACAUGAUGGGUCUUCAUUCAGGGGUUGACACAUCUGGUCUUGCUAUGGAUGGUGUGGUUGUUGUGGACCUUGAGCACAAUCAUAUCAUUACAUCCGAAGAAAUACCUCCUAUACCAGAGCCUGAAUUUGGUUUUCUGCGUGGUGAGAUUAUGAAGUUAUUGUAUCCAAAAGUUGUAGCUAUAGAUCAGAUGAAGGUUAGUUUCGGUGGUACGUCUGAACUAUCUCUUAGAGGCAGCAGCAAGUCCUGGGGGGAAGAGCAUGACAUUCAGCUUAGGUUGAUAUUCUUAAGAUUCUUUGCAUCAAUUUUGAGUGGAUACCGUAAUUUCAUCGAAAAUUCUGCUACUCAUGGAUUCAACUCUCAAGCAUUUCUUAAGAAACGGUCUCGGUCAACUAAUCAACCACCGGAGCCAAUGAUAACACAAUUCUUAGAUUCUCAAGGUUUCAUGGAUUACCUGGAGAGAUGUAUUAGCUCAGAUGACAAUGCUAACAAUCUUCUCGACAAGUUACAAGAUGCAAUUGGGAGAGGUCAAAACCCUGCCGGAAUUCUUCCAUCUCCAUUAGCAGAGCCGGAGUUCAUAACUAUAUCAGACCCUAGUGUAGGAAUUACAGGAACUGGAGCCAAAUACUGUAAUGAUCGGUUUCCUUCAAACAUUAGAACAGAAGAGCAAGAAGAAAAGCGGAGAGCAAUUCUUGCAGCAGCAAGUGGAGCACUAGAUCAUUCAGGGAAGCAUACUCCCAGCUCACCUUCCAUGCUAGCUAGCAAGGAUUCGAAAGCAGAAAGUCUUAGUCCAAGGGAGAGGGCUGCCGAGCGAGAACGAAUGGUUCUGGACAUAAAAGUGAAACUGCAGGGAUUGUGGUUGCGUCUUCUGAAGCUUGGGGCAACUGAUGACCCUCUUGCAUCAUUUGAGUAUGGGACAAUCCUUGCUCUGAUCGAGUCCGAUGCGGAGGGGAUUGGAGGCAGUGGGUUUGUUGAAUGUAUCAGGGAACACAUCCAUUCAGGAUGGAGCUGUCGUCUGACUGAUGAGCAGUUUAUUGCGGUGAAGGAAUUGCUCAAAACAGCAAUCAAUCGUGCCACCUCGAGGAAUGACAUGUCAACUGUUAGAGAUGCACUGGAAGUAUCAGCUGAAAUGUAUAAGAAAGACUCUUGUAAUUCUUCAGAUUAUGUUCAGCGGCAUCUUCUUGCUUUGUCUAUCUGGGAUGAAUUGCGCUUUUGGGAAGGAUAUUUUGAAUAUCUAAUGGAACGUUCCUCAAACAAGUUGGCCAAUUAUGUAACUCUUGUGGUUGCACAGCUCAUAGUAGUGGAAUCACACAUGGCUGGCUUAGGGCUUCCUGAUACAGAGGCUUGGUGCAUGAUUGAGACAAUUGCGGAGAAAAACAACAUUGGAUACAAGCAGUUUAUAAAACUUAGGGGGUUGCUGUCACUUAUCCAACAACGGCGCCUCAAUUACUGGGGCACUUCCUUUGGGAAAUCCCAGUCCUUUUCAUCUUAUGGAUUGCCAUCCCCGCGUUCGCAAGAUGCAGCAGAUGAAAGCCAGCAACCUGCUGAGGCCUCUGGUGUGGGACGAAGCUGGGUGCAGAGCAUGUUCAGCAGAGAAAGAACGGACUCUUUUAGCCGUGUUCGUAAGUGGACUUCUGAUAGCGGAAGUUUAGCUGCAAAUGAGAAUGUGAAAAACACUGCUUCUCCUCGCAAACCAGAGUUACCUUCUUCAGUCCAGAAGAAAGUCCAAUCCAGCGUUCGCGUACUUCGGGGUCAUACAGGUGCUAUUACUGCUCUUCAUUGCGUAACAAGAAGAGAAGUUUGGGACCUGGUGGGUGACCGUGAAGAUGCAGGUCUUUUUAUAAGUGGAAGCACUGAUUGCAUGGUUAAAAUCUGGGAUCCUAGCCUUCGUGGUUCAGAACUGAGGGCAACACUGAAAGGACAUACUAGGCCUGUUCGUGCAAUUAACUCUGACCGAAGUAAGGUAGUAUCAGGAUCUGAUGAUCAGUCUGUAAUUGUCUGGGAUAAGCAAACAUCACAGCUUCUAGAAGAGCUCAAGGGCCAUGAUGCUCAGGUCAGCCGUGUACGGAUGCUAUCAGGAGAGCGUGUCCUUACUGCUUCACAUGAUGGCAGUGUAAAAAUGUGGGAUGUGAGAACAGAUACUUGUGUGGCCACAGUUGGGCGUUGUUCGAGUGCGGUCCUGUGUAUGGAAUAUGAUGACUCCACAGGGAUCUUGGCUGCUGCUGGAAGAGAUGCGGUUGCAUACAUUUGGGAUAUCCGUGCUGGUAGGCAGAUGCACAAGCUUCUAGGGCACACAAAUUGGAUCCGGUCAAUAAGGAUGGUUGGAGACACCGUUGUCACUGGUAGUGACGAUUGGACAGCUAGGAUAUGGUCCGUUUCUCGAGGGACAUGUGAUGCUGUUCUAGCAUGCCAUGCUGGUCCAAUUUUAUGUGUGGAGUACUCGGCAUCAGAUAAAGGAAUAAUUACUGGGUCAGCUGAUGGACUGGUCCGAUUUUGGGGAAAUGAAGAGGGAGGCAUAAGAUGUUUGAAGAAUGUAACUGUUCAUUCAGCUUCUAUUCUAUCAAUCAAUGCGGGGGAUCAUUGGCUUGCUAUAGGAGCAGCAGAUAAUUCCAUGUCCCUCUUUCAUCGGCCUCAAGAAAGACUUGGUAGUUUCUCUAGCACAGGGUCAAAGGUGGCAGGAUGGCAGCUCUAUCGAACUCCUCAGAAAACUCUUGCUGUGGUACGUUGUGUGGCGUCUGACCUUGACAGGAAAAGGAUAUGCAGUGGCAGUCGCAGUGGGCUCCUUCGGCUAUGGGAAGCCACCAUCAAUAUCUAGCUUUAUCUUGUUCUAUGUAAGAGAUGAAGAAUACGGAACUGUAAGUGGUAAGAUAAAAUGCUUGGGUGAGCGAGACAUUCUUUGCUAUUUGAGAAAUACUGUAGUGGUAUGGCAGUCUGAAAACAUUUUGUAAUCUAUCGAAAUCUUUGUUUUCACUUGUGGAGCGGAGCCAUGAUCCAAUGUGAAUUCUUCUUACACCUAUGAUCUUCAAUACCAUCGUUAGAUUUCUCUAACGGUAGUAGAUAGAUUAAGUGGCUUUCUUUC